AUGAGUAGACGUAAGAAUGACGUUAAUCGUGAAUGGUCCGAAAGGUCAAAUUGCAUAUUAAUACCAGCUUAAUUGUUCGAUCUCGUACGAUUGUUUCGCGUUAUUAAAUUAAGCAAGACAUUAUCGUGUGACUGGACUAUGUACUUUAAGCUUGAUUAUAUCGAAUAACCUCGAAGUGCGACGGGGCAUGUAACAACAUUGUGUAUUUUGAUGCAAUAGUUGGCGAUAGGGCGGUCAUCGGUGGAUGUUACUGCUGCGUGCCAUCCUUGUUCUGGGCGGAACAAUAGAUAAGCCAAACGUUGCUGACGUGCUGAAAUAUUUUCUAUCAGAGUUACCGAAACGAACUCGUUAAAUCGUCAAGAUGAAGAAAAAGGUAUUGUUAAUGGGUAAAAGUGGGUCAGGGAAGACGAGCAUGCGUAGUAUUAUUUUUGCCAACUACAUUGCCCGAGACACUCAUCGUUUAGGGGCGACAAUCGAUGUAGAGCAUUCCCACGUGCGUUUCCUUGGUAAUUUGGUGCUAAAUUUGUGGGACUGUGGUGGUCAGGAGGCAUUUAUGGAAAACUACUUUGCGUCGCAGCGUGAUAACAUAUUCAGAAAUGUGGAGGUGUUAAUUUACGUCUUUGAUGUGGAGUCGAGGGAGCUGGACAAGGAUAUGCAUUACUAUCAAAGUUGCUUGGAAGCGAUACUGCAGAACAGCCCGGAGGCAAAAAUAUUUUGCCUGGUGCACAAAAUGGAUCUGGUGCAGGAGGAUCAGCGCGAUUACAUAUUCCGAGAAAGAGAAGAAGACUUGAAAAGACUGAGCUUGCCUCUGGAGUGCACCUGUUUCAGAACUAGUAUAUGGGACGAAACAUUGUACCGAGCAUGGUCGUCGAUAGUAUACAUGUUGAUUCCCAACGUGAAGGAACUCGAGCAAAGCUUGAAUCAAUUCGCCAAUAUAAUCGACGCUGAUGAGGUUCUUUUAUUCGAGAGAGCAACCUUCCUAGUGAUAAGCCACUGUCAACGGCAAUUUCACAGAGACGUCCAUCGUUUCGAAAAAGUAUCUAACAUAAUAAAGCAAUUCAAAUUGAGUUGCAGCAAAUUAGCGGCUCAGUUUCAGAGCAUGGAAGUUAGGAACACCAAUUUCGCGGCCUUCAUCGAUAUCUUUACCUCGAAUACGUACGUGAUGGUCAUCAUGUCCGAUCCAACUAUCCCAUCCGCGGCGACGUUGAUCAACAUACGCAACGCGCGGAAGCACUUUGAGAAGUUGGAGCGCGCCAGUCAAAGCUCGGCGUUGAGUAGAUAGAAGUCGGCGCGACCCAGGCGCCUCGUCACCCGGGUCAAGUCUAUUAAUAACUGUUGAAUUUAUCGAAAAAAUCGGGCUCUUGCAUCGUAUCGUUGAGAUAGUAAAGCGUAAUCACGGUUACACGGACACGGUCGUUCCUUCGACGAGGUCGAGUCACGGGGCAUACCUUGACGUACGGCUUCUGACACGAGCGCAUUUACGACAACAUAAAUGUAUAAUCGAGAGAGGCUGACAAGUUAUCGAUCGUAUGUUAGGACCAUAAUAAUACGAGUUUCUCGCUCAUACUACGUGUGGCUAAAACGUAUUCGUAAAGGCGUCCCUAAUUUAUCGAUGUGUUAUAGAGCAAGCGCGUGUACGCAUUCUCCCGGCUCCAUUCUGGAUUAUUCUUCAUUCUCGAUUUCCUAGCAUCCGUCUCUCCAAUCGUCUGUCAUACGAGUCCUAUUGCAAUAACAUCCAACGAAUUUUAGUAAUAAAGAGAUCAUUGCAGCAUGCUUUCCUCUGUGUCUGUAUGUAUCGCAAUAUAACGUGCAAGACUGAAUGUCCACUUGAGAGCGUCGAUCCUGAGAGCGACUCGCAGUAGUAAAGAUUUUCGAUCGAGGUAAUUACUGAUGAUCGCUUCCGGUACUGUGUUCAGCAAUACUGUGUACUGAUAAAUUUUACUGUUGGGAGUUGAAAUAUAUAUAUAAAAAAAGAGAUCUCGCAAGUGGAAGUGCAGGCUAUGUUGCAUCGGGUAUCGUACGAUAAUUGUAAAAUCGAUAAAUAUGUUUACACUUAUAAGUAUAAACGGUUAAGAAGUAUCCAUGGGAGAUGUAAUGGAUUAAUACGUAUUUUUUAAAUGUGCAAAUAAAUAAACUAGACAAC
This is a messenger RNA of Ooceraea biroi (clonal raider ant), 2143 nucleotides long. RefSeq names its product Ras-related GTP binding A/B (gene RagA-B). Gene Ontology annotation, molecular function: GTP binding; GTPase activity. Gene Ontology annotation, biological process: positive regulation of TORC1 signaling; cellular response to starvation; negative regulation of autophagy. NCBI's taxonomy places the organism in Eukaryota, Metazoa, Arthropoda, Insecta, Hymenoptera, Formicidae. The record is from RefSeq and is a predicted model, not a curated record. Gene Ontology annotation, cellular component: nucleus; lysosome; Gtr1-Gtr2 GTPase complex.